AUGCCCUUUAUUGGUUUCGGCUCCUGUGGAGGUAACUGUGCUUGCUCCACUUGCAUGGUUAUCCUCACACCGGAACAUUUUAAGCGAGUCGAUCGAAUAAACCCAGCAAGCGAAGAGGAGAACGAUUUGUUAGACGAAGCUCCCGAAAUGACCGAUUAUUCACGCCUGGCAUGCCAGGUAAACUAUGCACUUGGCUGUGAUGUGCGACCGCGGCAGUCCCGUGGUUGUUGUCUGUUUACAUGCAGUCAGGUAGACUUGACGGACAUUGUAGGCCUCUGUGGUGCAGACGAUCGUUGUACUAGGAAAUAG
Cylicostephanus goldi is the source of this 309-nucleotide messenger RNA. NCBI's taxonomy places the organism in Eukaryota, Metazoa, Nematoda, Chromadorea, Rhabditida, Strongylidae. The record is from the annotation of a GenBank genome assembly.